This is a messenger RNA of Medicago truncatula (barrel medic), 1925 nucleotides long. Its product is annotated as indole-3-acetic acid-amido synthetase GH3.6. Gene Ontology annotation, cellular component: cytoplasm. The coding region runs from base 52 to 1887 and encodes 611 amino acids. NCBI's taxonomy places the organism in Eukaryota, Viridiplantae, Streptophyta, Magnoliopsida, Fabales, Fabaceae. The record is from RefSeq and is a predicted model, not a curated record. Gene Ontology annotation, molecular function: indole-3-acetic acid amido synthetase activity. The transcript is spliced from 3 exons.
AACAUCAAACCACAUCUCUCUACAACUUUUUUACUUCUUCUUUUGUUUACCAUGCCAGAGGCUCCUAAACAAAACCAAUCCAGCAAGAAAACUAUCGAAAAUGAUGAUGCUAUUAGUAAUACUAUUACAAAUAACAAUAAGAAAGCACUAAAAUACAUUGAGGAUGUUACCAUGAAUGCUAAUGAAAUUCAAGAAAGGGUACUUGCUGAGAUUCUCUCUUCUAGUGCUCUUGUUGAAUACCUUCAACGGCAUGGUUUAAAUGGGCGCAGAGACAGAAAAACUUUCAAAAAGGUGGUGCCUGUGGUGACUUAUGAAGAUUUAAAGGUAGAUAUUGAUCGUAUAGCUAAUGGUGAUGCCUCCCCAAUUUUAUGCUCCAAACCCAUAUCAGAGUUUCUCACUAGCUCUGGAACAUCAGGUGGGGAAAGAAAAUUGAUGCCAACAAUAGAAGAAGACCUAGAAAGGAGAUCAUUACUUUAUAGCCUUUUAAUGCCAGUGAUGGACCAAUAUGUUCCCAAUUUAGACAAAGGAAAAGGAAUGUACUUUUUGUUCACAAAAUCAGAAGCAAAAACACCUGCUGGAUUACUUGCACGACCUGUUUUAACAAGCUACUACAAAAGUUCACACUUUAUUAAGAAUAAAACACAUGAAAUCACAAGCCCAAUUGAAACCAUUCUCUGCCUAGAUUUUUACCAAAGCAUGUAUUCUCAAAUCCUUUGUGGUCUUUAUCAAAACGAACAAGUUCUUCGUGUCGGUGCUGUUUUUGCUUCCGGUUUCAUUCGGGCUAUUAAAUUCCUCGAAAAACAUUGGGUUGGUUUGUGUAACGACAUCAAAACGGGUACCAUGAAUGACGAAAUCACUGACCAAGGUGUAAGAGAGUCUGUGAUGAAAAUACUUAAACCGAAUCCAAAGCUUGCGGAUUUCGUAGAAUUGGAAUGCAAGAAAAAGUCAUGGAAAGGGAUCAUUACUAGGUUAUGGCCUAACAGUAAGUAUGUUGAUGUUAUUGUUACCGGAACAAUGUCGCAGUAUAUUCCGAUUUUGGAUUAUUAUAGCAAUGGUCUUCCUCUUGUGUGUACUAUGUAUGCUUCUUCUGAGUGUUAUUUUGGACUUAAUUUAAACCCUUUAUGUGAACCAAGUGAGGUAUCUUAUACACUUGUUCCUACUAUGGCCUACUUUGAGUUCUUGCCCCUCAACAAGAUUGAUGCAAAUGCUGAUUCAAUUUCUGCCACAGAACAAGAACAUUUAGUUGAACUUGUUGAUGUUGAGUUGGGUCAAGAAUAUGAACUUGUGGUCACCACUUAUGCAGGACUUUAUAGGUACAGAGUUGGUGACAUACUCCGUGUAGCAGGAUUCAAGAACAAGGCACCUCAAUUCAACUUCAUAUGCCGAAAAAACGUAGUUUUAAGCAUCGAUUCAGAUAAAACCGAUGAAGUUGAGCUACAAACUGCAGUAAAGAAUGGAUCAAACCAUCUUUCACACUAUAAUGUAUCACUCACAGACUACACAAGUUGUGCCGACGCAUCAACAAUUCCAGGCCACUACAUACUCUACUGGGAAAUCAUCUUCGACGAGCAAAAUCCAAUUCCAAUACCUGAUUCUGUUUUCGAGGAAUGUUGUUUUGCGGUUGAAGAUUCUCUCAACAGUGUGUAUAGACAAGGAAGAGUGACAGAGUCAAUUGGGCCAUUGGAAAUUAAGGUUGUUGAGAAUGGAACAUUUGAUAAGGUUAUGGAUUUUGCUCUUAGUCAAGGUGCAUCAAUAAAUCAAUAUAAGACACCUCGUUGUGUAAAAUAUGCUCCUAUUAUUGAGCUUCUUAACUCCAAGACAGUUUCUAGUUUCUUUAGUACAAAAUGUCCACAUUGGGUUCCUGGUCAUAAGAAAUGGUGCAGUUGACUGAAAAUCAAUGAAGCACGGAUAUGGACACCGGACAC